Molecule: messenger RNA, 1726 nt
Organism: Bradysia coprophila
Lineage: Eukaryota; Metazoa; Arthropoda; Insecta; Diptera; Sciaridae
Source: RefSeq, a predicted model, not a curated record
CAAAUGUCACAGUUGAACUGUGCAGAUGUAGUUUCAUUGUUUAUAUUUUGCGACGCGAAUAUUUACUUCUUAUUUUGCCAUCAAAGUUUAGCUUAAGUUCAAACACAAUGCAUCAGCCAUCACCUACGGCAUUGACUAGCAUUGUCGAUGUUAAAGAUAUCCGACAUUUCACGCAACAGAUUUUCAAAUAUACCGAAAAACUUUGCAAUGCUUACGAACAUAUUAUGACGCGAUAUGAACAGAUAAGCUUGGAGAACGUUCAACUGAAAAGUGCAAGUGCGAUGACAUCGCUUGAUCCGCUGCUUGUACCUGCCAAUCUGUCACACAAACGGCGAAAAACUGAUGAAUCCGUUAUCAAUGAUUCGGUAGCGUCCAAUGAUCCCCUGAACGAAGCUAUUCAGGAUAUAUCCAGUUGUCAAGAGGACUGUGUCAUUGAAUCCACACCGAAGGUGGACAUGACGCGGAAGAAUGUUAUGAAGAAGGUUUUGACGUUCAGGUCACCAAAUAAACGGAUUGAAAUUAAAGAGGAAAAGCUGAAUGACUCGAAAGACUCUAAGGAUGGACUACUACUCGAUGCAAAAGAUAUCAAAGUGGAAAGAAGUCCAACCUCACCACUGAGGAGUGUCCAGAAUCAAUCCAAUUUGGGUAAGGAAAACCGUCCUAAACCACCUGGCAAAUGGCUGUCAAAUGUGUUGACAUCUCCGAGUCGAGUCACCCGAUCCGGAUUCAUUACAGCGAAAAGUCCCAAAGGUGUGUCACGCUUAUCACUCUCGAAACCAUUCAAACAAUCUCUAUUGGACUUCGCUAAGAAACCAGUUAAGGAGACCACUGUUGAUUCAUGUGCCGAGACGUUUUUCGAUGGUACACCGCGUAACCCAGUUCCCGAUGUCAAGAGUAAAUUUCUUCGUCAGCAACGUUUAGAAGCAUGUGUCAAUACCUCGAGAGACAGUGACGACGAGAAUGUCUUCAGUUUCAAAUCCGAUGCGAAAUCAAUCAAUAAAUCGUCAACAUCACCGCCGAACAUAAAAUUGGAACCACUAACCGGACAACCGAAGACUACCGGUAAAGCUACAACCGAUAACAAUCCGUUGCCAUCUGGAUCCGGUGGAUCUAGCGUGGUAGCAUUGUCCGGCCAACAAGCAGAAGUUAUUGUAAUCCAGGAAUCGCAGCCCCUGUUCGAGGAUUGUUCGGAAACGUAUUGCGAGAGAUUGGAUCUGAAGCUACAGGCGGUAGAAACGCUGGCAGGCAAACUGAAAAUUAGCGACGAUGAGAAAUCGAUUGCCAAUCAUAGACUGUCCUGCAGAAGGUGCGAAGUGUUCAUGGAUUCCAAUCCAAGAUUGAAAUUAUCAGAAAAAUUGAAAAUGGUCGACACAUGCAUCCAACGAUAUCCGGUAAGAGAGGAUACGGAUCCCGAAUUUUGGAAUCCGAGAUUCGUUCCGACUCCUGAGAGUCAGAAACAGGAGACAUUAAUCGAUGACAGAUGGUCCAGACGCAAGAAGUCGUAACAAUCAUUGAGGUGGUGAGGUGGACAUGAUCAUAUCAUGCGGUUUACAUUGGUCGGUGAUCUCUCAUUCCUUUUUUUUAUUUUUUUUUAUUUUGUUGGUAUUCGAAGAAGAAAUUUAUUGGUUAAGCGCAAGUGCCACUGUGAAGGAAAGGCCGGGUUUUUGUUCUUUCUCCUUAUUGUAUAAUUGAGGCCAUUGAGUAAAAAUAUUUUCUUAAAAAUGUA